Messenger RNA from Rhodamnia argentea, 1247 nucleotides. RefSeq lists its product as uncharacterized. The transcript has 2 exons. The coding region runs from base 175 to 972 and encodes 265 amino acids. The record is from RefSeq and is a predicted model, not a curated record. Lineage: Eukaryota; Viridiplantae; Streptophyta; Magnoliopsida; Myrtales; Myrtaceae.
UCUCUCUCUCUCUCUCUCUCUUCCCCUGUUUCAAAACUCAACAACGGACACAAGAAAGACUCCUCCCUUCUCCUUCUCCUUGUCUCUCUCCUUUUCUUGCAGCCAAAUCCAAUCACUCAAAAUCUCUUCCAUUUGAUUUGAACUGAAUCAAGAACCAAAACUCCAUUAAAGGCCAUGGCUUUCCUCUUGCCCAACCUCUCCCCUUGUCUCCUCCAACCCAAGCCCUUUCAUCCCACCAAACCCUUCUCUCUCUCUCUUUCUUCUCCCUCUCCCUCUCCCUCUCCCUCUUCUUCGGUUUCUGUCAGUCCUGCCCUGAGCAGCGUGGAAACGCCGACUGUUCAAGGGGUUGAAGUGGGUACCCCACGCGAUGAGCAGGACAAUCAGCAUAGAGACGACUUCUUCGUCAAUCUUGGGCUCGCCGUCAGGACUCUCCGUGAAGACAUGCCUCUGCUCUUCACCAAGGACCUCAAUUAUGACAUCUACAGGGAUGAUAUCACUUUUACGGACCCUUUGAACACCUUUACUGGGAUUGAUAACUACAAAUUAAUUUUCUGGGCAUUGAGAUUUCAUGGAAAGAUUCUGUUUCGUGAUAUUUCCCUCGAGGUGUACAGAAUUUGGCAGCCUUCAGAGAAUAUGAUAUUGAUCAGGUGGAACCUAAAAGGGGUUCCUCGGGUUCCGUGGGAAGCAAGAGGGGAGUUUCAAGGGACGUCGCGGUAUAAGCUGGAUAGGAAAGGCAAGAUCUACGAGCACAAAGUGGACAAUCUAGCCUUUAAUUUCCCACAACCCCCUAAGCCCGCAGUGUCGGUUCUGGAUUUGGUCACCGCUUGCCCAGCUAGUCCAAAUCCGACAUUCUUGUGGGCUCCGGUUGACGUGCAACCAUCAUCGUGGGUGGAAUUCUAUCGAGCUGUGAGGGAGACUUUGGAUCGUCAAGAUCAUUUGCUCACACAAGACGGUUUCCUUCCUUGCUCAUAGUAGAACGUGCAGUUCGCAGUCUUGUAAUCGGUAGGGCAUAUACUUGUGUAAUAGUGCAAUGCAGCUCGUGUGGUAUCAUUAUUUUGAUGGCUAAUAAAGGUGGUUUUGGUGAAUGAUGAUACAGUAUAUGUACAUAAGGAGGUACGCUGAACGGUUCAAUGUAUACUCUCGAUUUUGGAGGAGGUGGAGGUGCUCGAGUGUAAAGUUAGCCAGUACAUGUGGACAUCUAUGGGCACUCUAAUACAGCCCUGGCUAUUUGGUCCCCUGUUUCCGUU